Messenger RNA from Hyaloscypha bicolor E, 1794 nucleotides. Its product is annotated as MFS general substrate transporter. Gene Ontology annotation, biological process: transmembrane transport. The record is from RefSeq and is a predicted model, not a curated record. Bases 1 to 1794 code for a protein of 597 amino acids. Lineage: Eukaryota; Fungi; Ascomycota; Leotiomycetes; Helotiales; Hyaloscyphaceae. Gene Ontology annotation, molecular function: transmembrane transporter activity. The transcript is spliced from 15 exons.
AUGAAGUUCUUCGGAAGAGGCAAAGCUCUGGCUACAGAAGUUGCAGUCGGUGGAUUGUCAGACUCAGAUAAUACUACAGAGAAACACAACACUCCUGGUGUCGAUGCCGAUGCUCUCGAACGCAUACCCAGUCAAAACGUCCAAGACGGUGUCAAGAAAGCCGAAGCCGUCACUCUGACCUGGACGAGAAACCAAUUGAUCAUAGCUUACGGCUGGCAAGAAUUGCACUCUAUCUUCCUAGUGUUUUUUGUCAUAUCCAUGCAGCAACAAAUCCAAUUCAACCUCAGCUACUAUGUGACUUCUUCUUUUGCCUUGCUCCCUCUCACUGGUACAACUUCUAUUGUCGCCGCUAUUGUCGGAGGUGUUAUCAAAUUGCCCACUGCUAAAUUCGUAGAUCUUAUUGGCCGUGCAGAUUCUCUUCACGUUGAGGCUAACGGCAGAAGAAUUAUGACGGGCUUCGCAACUUUGGGCCUCAUCAUGAUGGCGAGCUGCCGCAACGUGGAGACCUAUGCAGCAGCCCAGGUUUUCUAUUGGGUUGGGUUUAACGGCAUGGCUUAUGUUUUAGACGUGUUCAUGGCAGACACCUCAAGCCCGAAGAACCGUGCUUUGGUAUUCAGCUUCGCGACUACCCCAUAUAUAGUGACUACUUUUAUUGGUCCACGAGCCGCGCAAAGUUUUCUAGAAACAUCGGGCUGGCGUUUUGGCUUUGGCACAUUCGCAAUUAUAACUCCUAUCAUAACCCUCCCUAUCCUCUUCGUUCUCUACAGCAAUCAGCGAAAAGCUUUCCGAGAAGGUCUUCUUGUCAAGGAAGAGAGCGGAAGAACCUUCUGGCAGAAUGCCAAUUUCUUCUUCUGGGAAUUUGAUGUUGUUGGGCUCCUACUCAUCUCAGCCGGAUUCGUUCUCUUCCUACUACCAUUCUCACUGGCUACUUAUCAAUCGAAAGGUUGGGCUUCCGGGAUGAUUAUUGCGAUGCUCGUCGUUGGCAUUUCGUGUCUGACCGCCUUCGUGCUCUACGAGAAAUUUCUAUCGAAGAGGUCUUUCAUUCCAUUCGAUCUUCUGAAGACCCCUUCGGUGGUCGGGGCAUGCUUGUUGGCAAUGUUCCUAUUCGUUAGCUUCUACAUCUGGGACUCGACCUUCUACAAUUACUUGCAAGCAGUUCAUAACCUGUCCAUCACCAACACAGGAUAUGUCACCAACAUAUACUCGAUCGGAUCAUGUUUUUGGAGCGUCAUUCUUGCGGUGAUAAUCAGGACACUGGGGAGGUUCAAGUGGCUCGCGAUGUCGAUGUUGUGUCUCGAAAUUCUCGGCGUGGGCCUCAUGAUUCAUUUCCGUCAGCCCGAACAGGGAAUUGGCUACGUCGUCAUGUGUCAGAUUUUCAUCGCCUUUGGAGGGGGAUCUCUGAUUAUAUGUGAGGAAAUGGCAGUUAUGGCUGCGGCUCCACAUGAGAACGUUGCCAGUAUGCUAGCACUCAUUGGGCUUUUCAGCUCUGUUGGCCAAGCUAUUGGACAAGCCAUCAGUGCGGCAAUCUACACAAACACGUUUCCUUCAGCGCUAGACCGUGCAUUACCCGGUAAUGCGACGUUGAAUGCUGAUCUCUACGGAAGCCUUACAGCCCAGCUCUUGUAUCCUAUUGGCUCACCAGAGAGAAAUGCUAUUAUUUACGCAUACGGCCAGUCGCAGUGGUAUUUAACGAUCGCGGCCACGGUUGUCUUGGUCCCCUGUUUAAUUUUCAUCGGGGUCUGGAAGGAUUUCAAGGUAAAGGAACUUAGGCAGGUAAAGGGGAGAGUUGCGUAG